CAGCCACCGAAACCAAGAUUCGGGCGCUUACGAACCGCAACGCAGCAAGACCGUCAAAAUGUCCAACGACCUCCAGUGGCUCCUUCUCCGCAAAAACAAUGCCUUCAUGGUGAAGACGGUCGCGGAGGGUCCCGUCUUUUCCAGGGAGCCGGCAAACCUCACGAACAUCCACUCGUGGAAGUACUCCGGCCUUGCUAACUCCAAGACGAUCGCUGUGACGGACAGCGAGGCGGGCAUUAAGAUCACGACCCGCAAGGUGAAGGCGACGCCCAACGCCGUGCGCCCCGCCUACUCCACCUCCAUCAUCCGCAGCCGCUCGGGCGGCAGCCGCGCCCUCGGUGUCGCAUCCAAGGUCGCGAAGCGCGGCUACCGUCCUGACCUCCGCCAGGCUACGCUCGCCCGUGUAUCGGCCGUCCUCGCGUCGCAGAAGGAGAAGAAGGCCUACCCGCCGAAGAAGACACGGGGCAAGAGGAGAACCGAGGCAUAGGCGUGUGCCCGGCCACUUUGCUUUCUCUGCUUUCGCUCUCCAUUACUGCAUAUUGCAAACCAUGUGUAUGUUUGUACCAUGCAAUCCAUGCGACCCCGCUAUGCAUCGCA
Rhodofomes roseus is the source of this 597-nucleotide messenger RNA. RefSeq names its product ribosomal L28e/Mak16. Lineage: Eukaryota; Fungi; Basidiomycota; Agaricomycetes; Polyporales; Fomitopsidaceae. Gene Ontology annotation, cellular component: ribosome; cytosolic large ribosomal subunit. The coding region runs from base 59 to 487 and encodes 142 amino acids. Gene Ontology annotation, biological process: translation. Gene Ontology annotation, molecular function: structural constituent of ribosome. The transcript is spliced from 5 exons. The record is from RefSeq and is a predicted model, not a curated record.